Molecule: messenger RNA, 3355 nt
Organism: Bombyx mori (domestic silkworm)
Lineage: Eukaryota; Metazoa; Arthropoda; Insecta; Lepidoptera; Bombycidae
Exons: 10
Coding region: 132-1394 (420 amino acids)
Biological process (GO): regulation of RNA splicing
Molecular function (GO): RNA binding; metal ion binding
Source: RefSeq, a predicted model, not a curated record
AUUAUACACUUAAUAUUGUCCACCCCAAAGUGCCUGCCUAAUCUGUAUUCUGUGUUGUAUGUAAAUAAUGUUGUUUUUGUGAAUUUAUAGGAAGACAAUAUAAGAAUAAGUUACAGAGAUAAAAGAAAUAAAUGCAAAUUUCAGAAACAGGCAAUACAAAGUUCCCGAGUAUAGGGGAUGAAGAUUCUGUCAAUUUUCGGCCAUCGCCGAACUUCAGACUUAUGAAAAAAUACUUAAAAUACAAGAUCGGGGAGGAGAGUCACUCGCCCCAAUAUCAUGGAGUAGCAGAAAUCUCAGAAGCAGAAGCGAUGAAAAGAAAGAAACAUGAGCAGACAGAGAAGGUUCAUCCACCAUUACCUAACCGCCCACCGCUGCCGCCGCCGGAACCACUCCUUGCAAAUUUCAAAAAGGAAAUCAAUGAUGACGAGGAGACACCUUCAAUAACCAUAAAUAUCAAGAAAGAUCCAACUGAGAAUUAUGAAAAGCCUAAUGACGUCGAAGAGACCAUGUGUCGUAAUUUUGUGCGUAACACUUGCAAUCGUGGUGCGUCAUGUAGAUAUCUCCACAAAAUAAUACAUUCCCAACUUAAAGGAGUUUACAAAUUCUGUAUUGAUUUUGAAAAUAAAAAGUGCACACGUGCAGAAUGUUCAUAUGCUCACGCCACAGUGCACGAGAAAGAACAUUUCUUCAGAACGGGCUAUUUACCACCAAAUACAUUGAGCCAUAUUAAGAAAAAAACAGUCCUACCUCCAGCUAAAACCAAAGAAACAUCAUCCGAGCUAUCGGCGAAUUAUACCGGCACUACAUACCCUCAUAGCACCACUUCUGUUCCGAUGUACACAAAUGCUUCGAAUAUAAGCAUGAUGCAAAAUCCAUACGAGAAGCAAUGGCCGGAAAUGGAAGACAAAUCGUCGCCCGAGAUGGCAUAUUAUAGUGGGCAUCCAUCUUAUCCUCACAGUACGAGCACAGGUUACCCGAACGCUCCGCCCAAUACGCCUAUAGUGCAAAAUCCAUACGCCACUGUAAUGUCUCCUACGAAGAGGCAGUGGACAGAAAUGGAAGAACCCGUGAGUCAACCCACGCACGAGUACGCAGAGUACGCUGAAAUGGCUGGAUCCAAGAAAUGCAGAAACUGUGACGUCAACGAGUUCAGAUUCCAGCAUAACAAAAACAAAAUCAUGAAAAUGAUAAAAGACACAGACGACUUGAAUCAUCGCGUGGGGCAAAUAACUAAAAAGAACACUAAAUUGAAUGAAGUACUUGUGCUGCUCGUCGAAGUUGUGACCGAGCAUUGUAACCCGGGCAUCACUGACGAAACGAAUUUUGAUGGAAGUGCAAUGGCUGAAGAAUCUGAAGAGUCUGACAUGUUAUCGGGAGACAUGAAUUAUUAUUAAAUUAGUAUUAGUUACGAAUUUAUUAUUGCAACUAUUGCAAUUAUUCUAACAAUUAAGACAACAUUUAGACUCCAGAUACAAAACUUAAAAUACACCAUAAUAAGAAACUUUUCUUUCCUACUUUAUUUUUUAACAAGUGCGAUAAGUUUUUUAGUCCACAAACUGGUUGUGUAUAAUGAAAGCAACCAUGUUUUCAAUAUUACCUAUAAUCUAAAAAUGCAUUAGAAAUGAAUAAGAAACAAGUUAAAUAAUCAUUUUACCUCUUUUUGGCUUAGGUGUUUUAUAAAAACAACUUUAUUAUAACAAUAAAAAGAAAAUCAUUAUAACAUAUGACACAGAUUCCAUAUGAUGAAUACUAGAAUCAAGACCGGUGAUAGCAUCAACACCGGUAUAGUACAUACUGCAAUAUACACAAUACGCUCAAUUAAAGUUAUCAAUAAUUUAUUUAAACAUUACUGAUAAACGGAUCUGUGUCGAAAUCAACGUGUGACGUCAUGAUACCAUUGUGUAAUAAAUCUUUAUUAAGUAUUGAUAUUGGCUAAACACGCGUGUAAUGUUAAAACCUUAACGGGUUUACGUAUUAAAACUUAUUCGUAAAUAGGUUCAUAGAACUGAGGAUGAGACAACUUAGUCGUUACAGGCUUAUUUUUAAAGAAAUUUGGAGGACUUGCUUAAAAACUGGGAAGAUGAAUUCAAAGAUAUGUACCCGUUACACACACACUGAGAAACAUCAAUCAAAAUCUCAACUACCCCCAUUUUGAGUUUUGCAGGUUAUAAAUACAUUUUUACCUCAAGACAAGUCAGAGAGCUUGCAGAAAAUGGGCAUGUCUAUUUUUCAUGGUAUAUUUUAUAAUAUAGAUAACUUCUUUUGAAUUCGUCACCAUCAACAACUAUAAUAUUCACAAAAGAUCCCAAGGGUCAAGAUUGCAGGCAAUACUUAACCGGAUCUUAAAUAGCUCUUUUCGAUUUGACACACUCCGUAUUUUAGAGGAUAACAAACCGAACACUGGUGUCUGAAUGUUGUUUUAAAUAAUAUAAAUAUUAUUGUAGAUUUCUCGAAACAUUACUAUUUUAUCGUAUGUAUGUUUUAUGUUUGUUUCUAAUUUGUUCGUCGAUGACAUGAUUAUUUACACAAUUAUAAAGUGCUCAUUUUAUACAUUGCAUGCAUUGUGCAUUUUUACGUAGGUAACUAAAAUGCAAAACGUAUGCUAAUGAUAUUUAUAAAUUUUCCAGGAUACUAUUUUUAAUAAUGAUACGAUACUUUUUUGACGGAAAUUAAUAAUUUUUGCUGCUUUUUUAUUUAUCUCUGUAUUUAUUCCUUCAAUACAUUUACCUACAAUAUUUAUAAAUAAAAUAAAUUUUACAAAUAUAUGUAAACUGUGGUAAAUAAUAUAACUACUGAAAAUCCACAGAAUAUAACUACAGAAGAUCUUAACGGGCAAAAGCCACAAAUUUAUGUGAAUUACUAUUAUUAAGAAUCUCCAUAAUACUCAAAGAAACCAUUGAAAUUCACAGCUAGAGGAUAAAACUAGAUUUCAUCUUGAAAUUUUGAGAUGUCAUAACAAACACAUUAUUAUUGUAUAUCAAACAUAUUUCUGCUAUAAUCAUAAUAACGUAGUGCAUAAAUGUUAGUGUAUUUAAAAAAUAUUUUAAUAUUAGUCAUACCAAAUUUAUUACAGACAAGUUUGUAAGAAAAAAUGGUAACGCUUGUUUUCUUUAGUUUUCCAGUGACAGAUACUAUAUUUGUUUACAUUGCAUUUACAUUUGUUUAUAUUAUUAAGUUUUUUAUUUUAUUUACUUUGUAUGUUUUUAAUUGUUAUCAUUAUUUAUUUGGAUAAAUAUAUUUUUAGGGAUUUUACCUCUUUGAUGUUUAGAUGAGUAAGUCUAUAUUUCGGUACUAUUAGUAUUGAUGUUCGCCAUACCAAUUGAAAUGUAUACCUACUAAUAAAUAAUUAAAAAUA